Messenger RNA from Condylura cristata (star-nosed mole), 3802 nucleotides. It is a transcript of the gene ADAMTSL4, whose product is annotated as ADAMTS-like 4. The transcript is spliced from 18 exons. The record is from RefSeq and is a predicted model, not a curated record. Lineage: Eukaryota; Metazoa; Chordata; Mammalia; Eulipotyphla; Talpidae. Gene Ontology annotation, biological process: extracellular matrix organization. The coding region runs from base 130 to 3240 and encodes 1036 amino acids. Gene Ontology annotation, cellular component: extracellular matrix. Gene Ontology annotation, molecular function: metalloendopeptidase activity.
CGUCCCAGCCUACCGCUCUGGAGCCUGGAGAGUGACCGUCCGGCUUCUGUCCCUGCAUGCAGAGCCCAGAUGCCUGAGUAGGCGCUGACUGCGGUCCUCUCUUUCCUGGCCCGCUGCUACUGGGGAGCAAUGGAGAAGAGGGCGGGCAGGCCCCAGCUGUGUCUGAUGCUGUUCCUGUCCUUCCCUCAGCUCUGCCUGGACCAGGAGAUGUCACCUGGACACUCUCUUCAGACACCCCACGAGGAGGGGCAGGGCCCUGAGGGCACCUGGGGUUCUUGGGGCCAGUGGGCCUCCUGUUCCCAGCCCUGCGGGGUGGGGGUACAGCUCAGGAGCCGGACUUGUCAGCUCCCUGCGGUUCACCAGGGCCUGGCUCUCCCACCCCGGCCCCCACGACACCCAGAAGCCCUGCUCCCCAGGGGGCAGGGCCCCAGACCCCAGGCUUCCCAAGAAGCCCACCCCCUGUACAGACCACGUCCCCAGGGGAGAGGUGACCCUCUUCCAGGUCCAGCCCCCCAACUAGAGGAGGCCCAGGAGAGUCCCGGCGCCAGGCGGUCCCGGCUGCGCGACCCCAUCAAGCCGGGCAUGUUUGGCUACGGGAGAGUGCCUUUUGCUCUGCCGCUCCACCGGAACCGGAGGCACCCCCCGAGGCCGCCCGGACCCCGAUUCACCCAGCCCCCCAGCCUUCGCUCCCCGACCCCCGGGGCAGAGCCAGCCUCCACAAACCACACCCCUGGGGCUCCGCCCCCUCCAGAUCUGUCUGCCCACACCCCGUCUCCCCCUGCAGAGCCUCCACGUUCCGAAGCUGCCCAGACAGGGGUGCCCCUGAGCACCAGGCCUGCCCCCACCAGGGCCCAGGCCCCCGGCACGGCCGCCCCCAGGGCCGCGCUCUCCUCAGGGGAGAACAGCUCCUUCCACAUGUCCCUUCGGCCAAGAACACACAGUCCCCAGGGUCGUGCCAGCGCCCGGGGGGCAGAGAGACACCCCAAUCCCUCCCUUUCUGCUCCCCGGGGGCACGUCCAACAGAACUGGGUGCACCGGCAGCCUGGGGGGGGCCGGCACAGGUCCGCCCCUCGCCUCGCGGACAGCUGGCCGCCGUCGCUCGGUGCUGGCCCCCACGCCAGCCCCAGCUGGAGCCUCUUUGCGCCCAGCAGCCCUGUCCCCCAGUGUCCUGGGGAGCGUGAGCAGCUCAGAGCCUGCAGCCAAGCGCCCUGCCCCCCUGAGCAGCCGGACCCCCGGGCUCUGCAGUGCGCAGCCUUCGACACGCAGGAGUUCAUGGGCCAGCUGUACCAGUGGGAGCCCUUCACGGACGUCCAGGGCUCCCGGCGCUGUGAGCUGAACUGCCGUCCCCGGGGCUUCCGCUUCUAUGUCCGCCACACCGAGAAGGUCCAGGACGGGACCCUGUGUCAGCCCGGAGCCCUGGACAUCUGCGUGGCUGGACGCUGCCUGAGCCCGGGCUGCGACGGCAUCCUCGGCUCCGGCAGGCGUCCGGACGGCUGCGGCGUCUGCGGGGGCGACGACUCCACCUGUCGCCUGGUCUCGGGGAACCUCACGGACCGAGGGGGCCCCCUGGGCUAUCAGAAGAUCUUGUUCAUUCCCGCUGGAGCCACUCGGCUCCAGAUCGCCCAGCUCCGGCCCAGCUCCAACUACCUGGCGCUCCGGGGCCCGGGGGGCCGGUCCAUCAUCAAUGGGAACUGGGCUGUGGACCCCCCGGGGUCCUACCCGGCCGGGGGCACCACCUUCCGGUACAGCCGGCCUCCUCGAGAGGAGGGUGCGGGGGAGAGCCUGUCCGCCGACGGCCCCACCACCCAGCCUGUGGACGUCUACAUGAUCUUUCAAGAGGAGAAUCCAGGUGUUUCUUACCAGUAUGUCAUCUCCUCGCCGCCAGCCCCGGAGAGCCCCGCCCCAGAGCCCCGAGCCCCCCGCCCCCAGCCGGAGAUGCGGAGGGCAGAGCCCCCGCCUGCUUCGGCACCCCGCGCCCCGAGGACGCCCGGCGCCCUCCAUCGGCAGGUGCGGAUCCCGCAGGUGCCCGCCCUGCCGCGGCCCAGGCCGCCCCUGGGGUCCCCAGCCGGAUCCUGGAGACGAGCGGGGCACCCUGAGUGCUCGGCCUCCUGUGGGGAAGGUGUCCGGCGCCCCAGCUUCCUCUGCAUUUCCCGUGAGUCCGGAGAGGAACUGGAUGAACGCAGCUGUGCCACGGCCCCCAGACCCCCCGUCUCCUUGGAGCCCUGCCGCGGCCCCCCCUGCCCCCCAUACUGGGAGGCCGGCGAGUGGACGUCCUGCAGCCGCUCCUGUGGCCCCGGCACCCAGCACCGCCAGCUGCACUGCAGGCAGGAGUUCGGGGGCGGCGGCUCCUCUGUGCCGCCGGAGCGCUGCGGCCACCUGCCGCGGCCCGGCAUCACCCAGGCCUGUCAGCUGCGCCUCUGUGGCCACUGGGAGGUUCGCUCCCCCUGGAGCAAGUGCUCCGUGAGGUGUGGCCGAGGCCAGAGGAGUCGGCAGGUCCGCUGCGUGGGAAGCGACGGCGAGGAAGUGAGCGAGCGGGAGUGCGCCUCGGGCCCCCCGAGGCCCCCCAGCAGAGAGGCCUGCGACAUGGGGCCCUGCACCACGGCCUGGUUCCACAGCGACUGGAGCGCCAAGUGCUCGGCGGAGUGCGGAACCGGGAUCCAGCGGGACCUGGGGGAGGAAGCUGCCACCCAAGGCCAGGCCAGGCAGCGGAGGGAAGGGCUGGGGGACCCGGACCUCUCCCAGACUUCCCCAGCCCCGUCGCCCGCUCUCCGCACCCAGUGCUCCGUGGACUGCGGCGCGGGCACGCAGCGUCGGGACGUCAUCUGCGUGUCCAAACUGGGGCCCGAGUUCAACGUGACCGCCCCCGGCAACUGCUCCCACCUGCCCCGGCCCCCUGCCCUGCAGCCCUGUCAGGGCCAGGACUGCCAGGACCGGUGGUUUUCUACACCCUGGAGCCCGUGUUCUCGCUCCUGCGAGGGGGGUGUGCAGACGAGGGAGGUCCAGUGCCUGACUGCCAACCAGACCCUCAGCAUCCGAUGCCCCACCCACCGGCGGCCCUCCAGGAAACGACCCUGCAACAGCCAGCCCUGCAGCCAGCGCCCUGAUGAUCAGUGCAAGGACGACUCUCCACACUGCCCCCUGGUGGUGCAGGCGCGGCUCUGCGUCUACCCCUACUACACGGCCACCUGCUGCCGCUCCUGCGCCCACGUCCUGGAGCGGUCUCCCCCCGAGCCCGCCUGAAAGGGGCCCGGGGACCCUGUCCUCGUGGUUUUUCAUCAGUCACCCAUUGACCUGCCACUCUGUACCCUCCGGGUGUCCUGCCUGUACUAGUCUCACCGGGGACUUCCCCCAGGGUGGCUGGAGUGGUGAGACGACUGAAGCUGUGCAGGCGCCACAAGCCGCUUCUCAAAAUGAACAGACCGAGGGGGUGGGAGCGGCUGGUGCCUCUUGCCCUGGGACUUUCCUAGGAAAGCACGUUCAGAGUCCCCCAGUAAUCCGGGGCCACGCCCAGGCCCCCGACUGUCCCCCAAACCUAACUUUUCCCAAAUUCUGGCCCCCCGUCUUCCAACCCGGCCUUUCGUCGGCUCGCCGUCCCGGCCCCCAGCCCUGCUCUCGCAGUUGGCCAGGGUGGGCAUCCCCGCCCCCCCAGAAGAGACUACUUCCUCCCCCAGGGCAGGGACCAGCUGGGCAGAGCGGAAGAGAAACGCUAGCAGGAGACACCCCAGCCCUUGCCCUGCUCCCCACCUCCCAAAAUACGUCCCACCCCAGAACUAAUUUAUUUUUUAUUAAAGACGAUUAUGAC